AUGGCCAACACUCAGCCUGAUACUCGUCUGCUUGCCGAUGCUAUCGACAGCGGUUACAACCUCAGCCUCUCCGAGGUAGACUCCAUAUCUGAUUCGGACUGGCUUGACAUCUCUAGCCGUGCCUCCGACGACAAUGAAUCUAUCGGUCUUAUCGAAAGCGACCGAGACGACGCUUUCAGGCGUCCUCCUUCGAGACAAUCAAUCAGUAGCAACUCGAGCUCUCAUGACGGUGAUGUUGAAGCCGAAGGAUGGGAGGGUUUCGUGGAGGAUGUCGACGAGAGUGGUGUGGAUGGGCCCUCCGUCCCUGUCUCUAGUUCUCCUAUCCGUGACGCCCAGUCUCUACCAACUGACGAACCCACCGUCACGAACCCCGAAGAGGACCAGCUCGUGAGGGCGGCCUUGGACCAGAGUAUGAUGAGUACUCUUAGCAGCUCGCGCUCGAACUCCCUUAGCGGAUCCACGCACGCUCCUGGCGCUAGCCGUCUCCACGAUCUCAGACUCUCCUUCCCUGACCCCUUGACCAGCUCCCGCGAUGAGUUGCAGGGCUCUUUUGAGGAUCUAUCCCCCGCCUCUUCCGACCCCCUUACGCUAGACGACAACGAACCAGAAGUCGACCCAUUAUCAUUGUGCUCCCAGGAUCCGGGUUUACCUACCACACCCGCGGUCCCGGAUAUGCAUGGCGAUGAUAUUCCCGACACCGAGUUCCAAAUCUUUUUAUACGGACAUUCUGCCGCGAACAAAUGGCAUCUUGUAGAGAUUCUCCUCAGCAAACUCGCAUCCGGGUCGGGUCACCUUCUCUCUGAGCGCGAGAUUCGACUCCCUCGAACCUCCAUCUACUGGCUCAACGCGAAGGGCAACGCACCUCAUUUAACUCUGGGUCGAGCUGUCUCAGUCAUCGACAAGACGGGCCUGCCUGUUGAGCUAAACCCGAGUACGCGGCGCGAGUCAGCCAGGUCCUUGGCCAUCUUUUAUCUGCCCGCCUCCGUGUUUGCUCUUCCUGAGCAUACGCUGUACUUGCCCGCCAUCGUCACCACUUCUUCGAACGAUGAUGACACGAGCUCAUCCCGCGCAUUCGACCGUACUGCCAUCGAACGCCACUGGAACGAGUUUGCUGUUCCCAUGGACAAGCUUCUGCUCAUUGACUCGGAGAGACCUUCAUCUAUUAUCACUGAAGACGAACUUAAGACCCUCGAUGAAGCGGAGGUUGUGCGCGGUUUCGACCCGCUUUUGUCGCAGGAAAGGAAGGCCAUCAGAGCUCUCCAGGAGCGACUUACAUCUACCCCUGCGGUCGCCAUUCUUGCGAUCUUAUCCAUCGUUAUCGGUUGCAUUGUCACCUGCACGUCUCCCGUUCCGAUACAAGUGUUAUCGCCGGUCGAGAAGCACUCGCAGACCAUGAGCGUCGGCGUGUUUAGCAACGCCGCAAACCGUUCCAUCCCCCUCACUAUCACCUCGUCCAUUCCUCUCGCACCCAGCCCAUCCUCUUUCAGAGACAUCGCGCUGGCUGUCUUCAGCCCUGUUCCUGCCAGUGUUUCCACCGCCUCAGCUGCCCAGCCCAGUGCCCGCAGCCCAACUACCUCGGGUACCGCCGCCGUCGUCAAGAGCGAUAUGCCCAGGACCGAUAAGUUGAAGGUCGACAACAAAUCUCUCAUGACCAGGCCCAUCACUUCCGCUCUCUCCCUCACGGGCUCUGCAGGAUCCAAGGCCCUCUCGAUCUUUUCCAGCCCCGAGCAGAGCUCCGUUACGCCGAGAGCAACCGAGCCGACUCCCGCUGCGUCUAUCUACGCCCUCGCACCGCGCCUCACGGACUCUCUGUGGGACCUCCUCAACGCGAAGGCAUUCUCCCACGUUAUUCGUACGGAUAUGAAGGAGUUGAUGGACGCUUUGGAUGAGUUGAUCCAGGUCUUGAACAGGCAGACUGCCUCGGCGUGGCGGGUCUCGAGGGACGUCACGGUUGGCUUGAGGGAGGAGUUUCAGAAACGCAAUCGGCGCGCUCAGGGCACGGCGAGGUUGAUCAAGGAGAAGGGAGAGAAGAUGUUGAUGGAAGCUAGCGAGCAGGCGUUGGGCAGGUUUGGUCAGGCUAGGUCUAAGGCUAGGGCGAUGAAGGAUAAGAUUCGGGCGGAUAUGAAGACUGCGUAUGAUCAGAACUUGCAGAAGGGGAUGGAGAGGAAAGAGAGAAGGAGGGAGAGGCGGAUGAUGAGGAAGAUGAGGAAGGGUCGUGCGGGGUUGUAGAUUCAGGUCACUCGUUUUGCUUUUAUGUGCGUUCUGCUUGGACUAUUUAGUGCAAUGGCUUCGCUGUUGUAUACUCCCCUUCCUUCUACUGAUUCGUGUUGUACAUAUGGUCUGGUUCUGGUCUGCCUGCGCUCAUAUAUAGUGCGGUUGUAAUAUUCAGUGUAAUAUCCUGUAUGUUCUGUAUGUUUGGAUCGUUUGUACAAUUUAACGCAAGUUUU
Messenger RNA from Stereum hirsutum FP-91666 SS1, 2447 nucleotides. RefSeq lists its product as uncharacterized. The transcript has 3 exons. Lineage: Eukaryota; Fungi; Basidiomycota; Agaricomycetes; Russulales; Stereaceae. The record is from RefSeq and is a predicted model, not a curated record. The coding region runs from base 1 to 2229 and encodes 742 amino acids.